This is a messenger RNA of Symbiodinium sp. CCMP2456, 1023 nucleotides long. Lineage: Eukaryota; Dinophyceae; Suessiales; Symbiodiniaceae. The record is from the annotation of a GenBank genome assembly.
AUGAUCUCGGUUCUCGGUAUCUCUCCGACUGCAUCUGCGACGCGAGGUCCUGUGCGCCCAGGAUGUGAAGUCGGUUCGUGUCGUCCACUUCAAAACUCUCUGCAGAAAGCUCCGCAUUCACUGACGCGCGGUGUUUGGGCAGUCGGGAGUCUCUUUGCUGUGUCGCUUUGCCGCGGAGAUAGGGCUGCAAUAGCCGAAGGUCGGUGUGAGCGCAGGGGCCGCAAGGGUGCUUCAGCUUGCCGGGCCUUGCCAGACCAAGUGCCACCUGCGGCUGCCAGCAGAGUCGUGAUCAAGCCUGACGCUGAGGCGGUGGCUUUUGAGCUUUGUGCGGAGGUCGCCCGGGCUGCCAAGGAGGCCGUGGCAGCACGAGGCGCCUUUGCGCUUGCAAUUCCAGGAGGCUCCAUCUUGAAGAUGCUGGUGACGGGGUCUUCGCAGUUAGAAGGUGUGGAGUGGGACAAAGGAGUCCUAGCCUACGUGAACCACAAGUGCGUCCCAAAUGACGAUGCUGCCGCCACGCACCAAAAGGCCACCGAGCUCUUUCUCAGUGGCUGGCCUGGCAUGCGCGUCAUUACAAUGGGUGGCUCGGCAGAGGGCGGGGCGGAAGCGGCGCGCUACGAAGCUGAACUCCGGGCCUUGCCGGAGUCGACGCUGCCGCGAAGCUCCGGACUACCCGUCUUCGACCUUUGCCUCAUCGGCGUGGGAGAUGAUGGGCACUUUGGGUCGCUCUACCCGGGCCGGGAGGAGAUUGCGGAUGCGUCGGGCCGAUGGGUCUUGGCUGUGGACAUGAAGUCUCCUCCCAGCAUCACGCUCUCGCCGGCAGCGAUGAUGUCUUCCAAGAAGGUCCUUGUGGCCUCCGCUGGAGUUUCGGAGAAGUACCCCAUGGGCAAAUCGGAAGCCAUGAAGAAGGCCAUCGAAGGCAUGGAAGGCCCUCGUGCCUUCCCUGCUCAAGCCCUCAGAUCUACGGCAUGCUACCUCCUCGACGAGGCGGCCGCUUCGUCCUUGAGCGAAGGUUACCUGAGCUGA